Callorhinchus milii (elephant shark) is the source of this 2237-nucleotide messenger RNA. RefSeq names its product zinc finger protein 395. Gene Ontology annotation, cellular component: nucleus. NCBI's taxonomy places the organism in Eukaryota, Metazoa, Chordata, Chondrichthyes, Chimaeriformes, Callorhinchidae. Gene Ontology annotation, molecular function: DNA-binding transcription factor activity; RNA polymerase II cis-regulatory region sequence-specific DNA binding. The coding region runs from base 186 to 1610 and encodes 474 amino acids. Gene Ontology annotation, biological process: regulation of transcription by RNA polymerase II. The record is from RefSeq and is a predicted model, not a curated record. The transcript has 8 exons.
GGAGUGCGUCCUCUCCGCAAACCGCAGACUCCGGGGCGGCGCCGCGGCGGAUCCUCAGCUCUGAAACUAAAACACCGCAAACAGCAGAACACCGCGUCUCGGAGCCGCUGUUUGUGCCGCGGGACCACCGCGCGGCUCUGUGAUGUGUGUCCGUGUACAGAGGUGCGGAUCGCUGAGCGGGUGUGAUGGCGAGUGCGUUGUCACGGCGCCUGGGGAAGCGCUCCCUACUGGGUGCUCUGGUGCACACACCUAACCCCGCAGGUGAUGGGAUGUUGAUCCCCGGCCUGAUCCAGGCAUUCCGAUCCCACCCAGGCAAAGGGAAGUCCUCCUACACCGUGUCCUUUGAGGACGGGCGUUUCAAGGAGUGCGGUGAGGACAGCAUCAUUGGCCCAGGCUUCCAAAGUCUGAGCAGCUUCAGUCUGAUCGCAGGACAGGAGGUUUUCCUGACUGUGAACGGCCGGGAGGAGGUGGGGUUGGUGGAGACCCACAACAAGGAGAGGAAUGAAGUGCAGGUCCACGUGGCCGGCCUUGGGGUGCGGACCCUGCGCCGGAUCGAGGAGCUGCGGCUGAUGGAGAGUCGGCGGUCUCCACGGCUACAGGAGCUGGAGCGCGAGCACACGCGAGCUGGGCCACCCGAACACAGCGUGGGGGGAACUUCCUCUGGGAUCGAUGUCCCCACACGGAAGUCAGAGGGAGUGGACGAGAUCAUGGCAGCCAUGGUGCUCACCAGCUUGUCCUGUAGCCCUUCCACCAACAGCACCUGGACAGGGCCCCCACACAGCUCGGGGAGGGGGGAGAACGGGAAGCAUCGAUGCAGAGCUGGUAGCAGCUGGGGCAGGAACCAAGCUUGCAACUCAGGCUCCCCCUCUCCUCCUCACCUCCCGCUCUCUGACACAAACCCUCCUGAGGAUCUCACUGACCUGCCCGACACCCACCAGCUCCUCUUUGAGGAACACCUGCCCAGAAAGAGAAAGAACUCAGUGAAGAUAAUGUACAAGUGUAUGUGGCCCGACUGCUCUAAGCUUCUAUGCUCCACAGUGGGAAUCCGGAGACACAUCCGCACUGUGCAUCUCGGACGUAAGGCAGAGGCAGACCCGAGUGAUGGGGAGGAAGAUUUCUAUUACACUGAGGUGCAAGAGACCAGCGAGGAUCUACCGGAGUACAGCAGUGUCCCGCGCUCUCUCUCCCCCCCUGGCUUCUUCCCACAGAACCCGCCGGGGGUCUCACCACCACUGCCUCACCAUGAGGAGGUCUCAGAUGUGCCCGUCUCAGCCUUUCUCAGCCAAUCAGCUCCCAGUUGCCUGUGGCAGGUUUCUGCAGAUCAUCCCUACAAGGAAAGUUCGAGGAGAGGCCAAGAAAUGUCGCAAAGUUUAUGGCCUGGAGAACAGGAGCCAGUGGUGCACGGCCUGCCGCUGGAAGAAAGCCUGUCAGCGCUUCCACGAUUGAUUCCCCGCCUGCAGGCAGGGAGUGACCCUGUCCUGUCGCCUAGGCCGGGCGUGAGGAUGUGCGGUAGCCUCGGCCGGGAAAUAUGUGAAUGUAUUUUUGCUCCAGUUACAGAUGUGAGACAUUACAUUUUCAGGCUGUAUAUGUAUAUGGAGGGACUAUUGUAAUGAACUUGCAUUUUUUCAGUGAUUCUGUAAGUCUGGUUACCUAACAACUGGCUGUUUAUAUUGGGGGGAAGCUUUGGUUCUUCCUUGUGACUGUUAAAAGGGCCGUGUGCACUCCCAGGGCUGACAGCCUGUGUACACUGCUCACUGACAUAGAUACACAGAGUUGUAUGGAGUGACACAGCACAGGACCAUUUGGCCCAACUUGUCUGUGCUUCUAUUUGUGCUCUACACGAGCCCCGUUUCUCUCCUUUUCCUUUUCCCUUUAUAGAAUCAUAGUAAUUUUCAGCACAGAAGGAGGCCAUUUGGCCCAUUGAAUUCCCACUGACUCUCAGACCAAGGUGUUCAUUCAAUCACACUGUCCUGCUUUAUCCCCACACCCCAGCAAGCCUCUACCCCUCAUAUACCCAUCUAUUUCCCUCUUGAAACCCACAUUGCACUCUCCCUUAUUAGACAGGGCAUUCCACAUCCCAACAGCUCUCUGAUGAAAAUAUUUCCCCUCAGCUCUUCUCUUAUAUAUGUGACCUCUCAUGACUGACUCCCCAACCAGUGGAAAUAGCUUCUCUCUGUUCACCCUGUCCAAACCCAUCAACAUGUGGAGUCCUGUAGCUUAGGGGUGAGAGCACUCAC